Messenger RNA from Symbiodinium sp. CCMP2456, 4202 nucleotides. NCBI's taxonomy places the organism in Eukaryota, Dinophyceae, Suessiales, Symbiodiniaceae. The record is from the annotation of a GenBank genome assembly.
AUGAUGAAGGUCCUUACGGGGAAGGACCUCAAGCCCUAUUGGGCCGAGAUUGCCAAGGGCAUCUCCAUGGAGGAGUGGAGGAGCAGGAUGAAAAGGGCAAUGGACAGAGAGCCUAGCCUCAAGGCAGUGGGGAAGUUGCUCCUGGACUCCAUCUUGUCCCUCAAGACGGCCCUGGGAAACUUCGCUCGCACACACGCGAACCCGGAGGAGCUGCCCCCGGGCGACGAGCCCACCUCACAAUCAGGUCGUCGAGGGCAACAUGGGGACUUGAUGCCGAUCCACCCCGCCCUUGUUGUGCAAGGCCUGGAGGGAAUCUCCACUAACAACCUCCACUGGGUCCGUCUCAUUUUGCUUGGGCUUGACUUCAUGUACUGCUCGGCCUGGUCCAAGGCGGUUUGUGUCCCAAUGGCAAGGACCCUCACUACCAACCAAAAGGAAGCUGUCAAGCGAAUCGGGGAGCAGGUGGACCGACUCAUUGGAAGAGGAGACCGGCUCCCUUCGGCUAAGGCCGCGGCGGCAAAACUAUGUUCCAAGAAGUUUGACUACAACGGCCGCCCGGUUGAGCACAUGAGGGACCUCGUUGCCGACAAGGUGCUGAAGGCCUGGCCAAGGGUCGGGUCCGCGGCGGUCGUUGACUUGAAGGACUGCCUGGCGGACGAGCUUCAGGCGGCCCUCGACCGCCCGCGUGAUUAUCUCCUGCCGGAGACGGAGCUCCCUGAUAGACAUCGGGGGUCGAAGGUGAGGGCCUCGGAGGAGGAGUGGUUUAAAAUAGUGAAGGCCGGCUACGACCGAGGUAUGUUUGUGUCUGUCGAGGACCAAGAAGUGCCACGGGACAAGCAGGGGCACCUCAUCACGAAUGGGGCCGGAGCGGUGGUGAAGAUGAAGAAGGAAGGGGGCCGCGAUGUGGAAGCUCAGCGGUUCAUAUCGGUCCUUUGCCCAACCAACGAUGCAAUGAGGCUGCUGCCUGGGGCGCAGGACAAGCUUCCCUACAUCGGCCAGCUUACCGCCAUCUUGGCGGACAAGGACUCCUAUCUGGUCCUCGAUUCUGAGGACCUACAGUCGGCAUUCAACCUGUUCAGGAUGCCACUGGAGUGGGCACCGAUGUUCAGCUUUGCCCAGAAGGUAAGAGGAGAUGCCCUGGGAGGAUCCCGCAAUGUCAUGCUCAGACCGGCGCUUCGGGUGGUGCCCAUGGGCUGGACGAGCGCCGUGACCCUCAUCCAAGCAGCUAUCAGGCACAUUGCCUAUACGAUAGCCAAGAUCCCUCCCCACAGGGAUGUCACGAUGGAUCAAGAGCUCCCCUCGGCCGGGGCAAUGACAAUCCUUUACCUCGACAACUACGACGAGAUCAGGCACCUCAAGAAAGAGCUGGCUGUGAAGGAGUCGGGCCAGCCCUCGCCCCACCACCAGGCGUUCAUAGAGGCCUGCAACACUCUGGGCCUUCCCCGGAAUGAGGCCAAGCAGCUCUGCGGCGCUUUGUCGGGAACCCUCCAAGGAGGAGAAAUCUUAGGCGACUCAAAGAUAUUGAGGCAUGCUUAUGAUAAGUCAGUUGAGCUUAUCGGCCUUGGCCUGGGGCUGCUGGUGAACGGCACCAUGCCUGAGCACUGCCUGAGGCAUUGGACGGGCAAAGCCGCUUUCGCGGCGGCCUUCCGGAGGCCGAUGUACUCACUUCUGCAAGAGGUGUAUGGAGUGCUCGAGGUCAACCGUGCUGGGGCCCACCUGGCGUUGCCGACCCCGGUGGUGGACGAGGUUCUUGUGUUCACGGCACUCCUUCCUUUCUCAGAGACGAGCCUCUCCUCGGAGAUUUCUCUUGAAAUCAGUUGCUCCGAUGCAUCGCCUACGGGCGGGGGUUGCUCGGUAGCAACAGGGUUCAAGGACAAGACUUUGAUCCUUCCCGACCCGGUCGCCGAUGAGAACUUUUGCGGGGCCUGUGGCAAGGAGAUGAACGAGCCGAGAUGGCGCACAUACCCCUGCCCCAGGCGCUGCGGGCUCCGAUGCUGCUCUCUUAUGUGCACAAGGAGCCACGGUGACUGCUGUGUACGGAAGUGGUGGCACACCCCUUCCUUUGGGGAAAGGUUCUCGGGAAAAGCCUUCCCUUUGACAAAGGCGGUGGGCCUGAAGGGAAUCUCCACGCAGCCUCCGCUGGACUACAGUGUGGCGGGGGACCAGUGGGACUUCCGCACCAAUGAGGGGAAAGCCCGGUUGGAUGAAGCGGAGGCCGACGGCGAUCUAAUGUGGACCCACUGGUCCCCUACGAGAAUCACCUUCCUUUCGGACCGCCGAACUGGGUACUGGGACUGGCAGGGCUACUGGGUCGAUGGGGCGACUAAGCUCCGGGACCGUAGCCACCCCGAGGGGCUCCCGAAGCUCAAGCAGCACCUCAGCGUGGCGGUGAGGCAAGCGAAUGCCACAGCGAAGCGGGCAGCACGGGGAUUGGUGGAGGCCAACCCAAAAGGCAGGUUCGCCUCGCUGGAGCAUCCGUAUAACUCCUUCCUGUGGAGCCUCCCGGAAAUCAAAGCUCUCCAAGGAGAAGGCUGGUACCACUCGAUCUUCUCGACCUGCUGCCAUGGAAGCCCAAGAGAGACUUGGCUGUGCGUGUUGCACAACUCCGCGUCGCUUCACGCGGUGCUCCACAAGCCGGUUUGUGACGGCCACCCUCACCUUGAGUACCCGGCAGAGGAUGAGGAUGAGGAUGAGUUUUCCGAGUACCCUUGGGGCCUCUGCCUGGUGAUGGCGGAGGGAAUCUACGAUGAGCUCAACUCGCUCAACUCGGAACCGUUUGGGUCUCUUCCUCGGAGCCUGGAGCGGCUUCUGCACCACCAGCUGCAAGGUGCUACCAAAGGCCUUCAGCAGCAAGCUGCGGUGGACUGGGCGGUGGCGCAAUGCACCGCCUUUCUGGACACCAUGGAAGCGGGCAAGGAGAAGGAGCACCUGGUCUGGCUCCUUCGCCACGCCUACCACACAGGCUGCGAUGUCAGACUCACCGACCGGGGCGAAGAUGUCGUGGGCCACCGUCCAGGUCCAUAUCCAGCUUUUCGCUGGCACUGGAAGGACGUCCUGUCAUAUAAGUGGCGGGAGCCUCAGCACAUCAAUGUGCUGGAGAUGACGGCGUUCCUCACGGAGCUGCGCAGAAGGGCGCGGAACAAUGAGGAGCUCGGCAAAAGAUUUUUCUGUAUUGUCGACUCGCUGGUCUCCUUCUACGUGCUCGGCAAGGGAAGAUCGUCGUCAAAAAGGUUAAACAGAGUCAGCCGCCGCAUCGCCAGCCUUUCCCUAGCAUCAGGCCUGAUCCCCAUGUGCUUAUGGACCAUCAGCAAGUGGAACUUCUCAGAUGGUGCGUCUUAUGAGAAUGCAGUGGCGGCUCUGUUUCAAUACCUUCACGCCCUACGGGGCAGGCUUCCUCGCACCAUGCCGGAACUGGAUGAGGCACUUGCAGAAUACAUCAAUCACCUUUACCAGGAAGGUGAUACGGUGACCCAGGCCGGGUGGACGCUCAGCGGUCUGAAGCGCUUCUACCCUCGCUGCAAGCCUCAUCUGCUGACCUCGCAGCUUUUUCUGCGCAAUUGGCAGCGGGUCCAUUUGCCUCAACGGACCAGCCCGAUGACGUGGCUAGGGGCCAAAGCUAUGGCAGGUGCAGCCUAUAAAGUUGGGCGGCCUGACCUGGCUCUGUCAAUCCUUUUGGGUUUUGCCUUCUUCCUGCGAACUAUGGAGCUGCUCUCUUUGACGAUUCGGCACCUUCGCAUCUUCCCGGAAGAAGGCACCAUCAUCAUUGCCAUUGUUAAUUCAAAGACCUCUCGAGGCCUACAGCAAUCCCUCUCUUUAAAAGAGCCGGGGCUCGUGGCAGUUAUUUCCUUUCUGUUGGACCGGGUACGCCCGAGUUCCCUUCUUUACACCCGCUCGGCGGUUGCGUUCCGCAAAGAGUUUGGGUGCCUCGUCCGAGCCAUCGGCUUUGACCCGCAGGCCUUCCUCCCGUACUUUUUGAGGAGGGGAGGAGCUACCGAAUACUACCAGCGCACUCAAAGUCUUGGCCGCACCAUGGUGCAAGGACGGUGGAAAGAUUCACAAACAGCGCGCAUCUACAUCGAUGAUGCCCGAGCCACUCUGGUGCAACUUUCUCUUUCCCCUCCCACUGCCGCCCUUCAACGUUGGCGCAGAAGAGUGCGGCCGGAGGAUCCUCCUACGGGAGAGGGGCCCAAGGGCCGGCUCAG